AUGAAGAAGAAAUGCGAACUCUGCAAUUCAACAGCAAAAGUUCUAUGCGAAUCUGACGGCGCCGCCCUUUGUUGGGACUGUGAUUCCAACAUUCAUUCCUCAAAUUUCCUCUUCGCCAAACACAUCCGGUCCCUCCUUUGUAACACCUGUCAUUCCCCCACUCCCUGGACCGGUUCCGGUUCAACUCUCUCCCGAACUCUCUCCUUCUGUGACUCCUGCAUACUCACCGCCGGAGAAGAAAACAAACAACAUGCCGCCGGAGAAGAACAAGAACAAGAACAAGAACAAAACACAGAACACGCCCAACAAGAACAACAACAAGAAGAUGAUGAUGAUGGAGACAAUCAAGUUGUUCCCAUAGCUUCAUAUAGUAUUCCCAUACAACCUCCCUCCUGUUCUUCUUCAAAUACUCAAGAUCUUCGCCGGAAGUUCAGAUUCCGGUGA
Molecule: messenger RNA, 444 nt
Organism: Impatiens glandulifera
Lineage: Eukaryota; Viridiplantae; Streptophyta; Magnoliopsida; Ericales; Balsaminaceae
Product: zinc finger protein CONSTANS-like
Exons: 1
Coding region: 1-444 (147 amino acids)
Molecular function (GO): zinc ion binding
Source: RefSeq, a predicted model, not a curated record